CGCUUGCCCGACAGUUUGCAUAGUGUGCACGGGCCGGCUUCGCACGGACGCGAUAUGGCUGCGUUGGUCGACUUCAAACAGGUCGUGUACGACCGACUCGACCCUCGAACGAGGGACUGGCCCCUUGUCGGCUCUCUGUAUUUCCCAGUGGUGGUUUGUGGUGGUUAUCUCCUGCUGGUGUACUCAGUGUUACCUCGAUACAUGAAAAACCGUGAAGCUUACGACCUGCGAUGGCUGAUCCGAUUCCACAACUUGUUCAUGAUUGUGUCGAACUUCUUCUUCGCCGUGGAAUUCCUCAACAAUUCCUAUCUGGGCGGAUACAAUCUGUUCUGUCAGGGAAUGACUUAUGCGACCGAUCCGAGGAGUCUACGAAUCGUAGAACUCGGCUGGUGGUAUCUGUUAGUGCGAGCAGUGGAUUUCCUGGACACGAUCUUCUUCCUUCUCCGGAAGAAAAACGAUCACGUAACGUUCCAGCAUGUCUCACAUCAUUUCUGUUGCAUUUUCGGUGGACACAUUUGGCUCUCACUCGGCAUGGACGGCCAGACCCUCUUGGGGCUUUGCAUCAAUGCCUCGAUCCACGUUGUGAUGUACACGUAUUAUUUCCUCGCAUCGUUCGGCCCCCACUUCAGACCUUACCUUUGGUGGAAGGAAUACCUGACCAAAGCUCAAAUCUACCAGCACUUCCUCGUGAUCGCUCACGGAAUCAUUCCUCUUUUCUACGAAUGCGGAUACCCGAAGUUCUUCAUCUACUUCGCUCUCCCUCAAGGCCUGUUGGGUUUAGCUUUGUUCCUAAAUUUCUAUGCACUGGCCUACCAGGGACCGAAGACUUUCAGCGACGUGUUCUCCGGAGCUCCUUGCGCCUUGAGUUCGGACAACGAUCCGCUGAAGUUCUUGAAGAUGCAAAACGCUCUCGAUGACAAAGAGAUGAAGCGGAAACUGGAAGCUUCGGACAAUUGCGAGGAGCAAUUGAAGAAGGAACUCUGAGGAUCGUGAGGAGUGUUAUAUGAACCAUUUUUUUUCAUUGUCAUUAUCAUUUCAGUCGUUAUUACCGCUGUGGUGGUCGCAGUUGUAUGCAGUUGUUGUUGUUGCUGUUGUGAUUGUUACAUCGGGCUUAGAUAGGUACGUUCCUAAUUUGAAUGAUGCUGCUCCGUUGAGAGCUAGCCUUGUAUAUAGCUGAUGCUGUCGGCAGAUGGAUCGAGCGAUCCUAUAGUCAUCCUGAGAUCUUUUCAU
Galendromus occidentalis (western predatory mite) is the source of this 1230-nucleotide messenger RNA. RefSeq names its product elongation of very long chain fatty acids protein 4. Gene Ontology annotation, cellular component: endoplasmic reticulum membrane. Gene Ontology annotation, molecular function: fatty acid elongase activity. The record is from RefSeq and is a predicted model, not a curated record. Gene Ontology annotation, biological process: sphingolipid biosynthetic process; very long-chain fatty acid biosynthetic process; fatty acid elongation, saturated fatty acid. The coding region runs from base 55 to 984 and encodes 309 amino acids. The transcript has a single exon. Lineage: Eukaryota; Metazoa; Arthropoda; Arachnida; Mesostigmata; Phytoseiidae.